Molecule: messenger RNA, 5813 nt
Organism: Stegodyphus dumicola
Lineage: Eukaryota; Metazoa; Arthropoda; Arachnida; Araneae; Eresidae
Biological process (GO): regulation of DNA-templated transcription
Molecular function (GO): RNA polymerase II cis-regulatory region sequence-specific DNA binding; DNA-binding transcription factor activity, RNA polymerase II-specific
Source: RefSeq, a predicted model, not a curated record
CAGCAGUGAAGCUCUAGGCUCCCGUCCAUGCUGUUGCACUCUGUCUUCCCACAGGUACAAGGACCUGGGGAUUGUUAAUGCUUGUUUUAAUGGUCAUCUUUGAGACUCAGAAUCACACAAUAGAUAUCCCAGUUAGACGUGGACGUGUUGUCAUUCGAAAUAGCCUAUUUUUUCAUUCAUGAUAUCAUGAGAAAAGGGAGAUGAUUACUUGCGAAGUGAAUUACUUCAUCAUGUAAAGAUUAUUUUUGAUGAAUGAAUAAUACGAAACCGCAAAUACAUGAGGACUUUACUCGAACUUUUUUGUAUUAACUGUUGACUUGAUGACAGACUUUCUUCAGAAACUCAGACUCUUUUAAAAUACGUCACCUGAAAUUAAAUAAUUUUCUGAAUAUUUAGAAUAUUUCUCAAGGUAGUUAUUUGGUUUCCUUUCCUGAAAAAGUAUUCAACUGUGAUUUCAAUUAUUCAUUGCUUCUUACAGAGGUAUUGGCUGCAGAAACUAACUGUCCUAGUUUUUCAAUGUAUUUCAUUCUACAUGUUGUUUCAUAGGAGAAUUCGAUACCACUUGUCAUGCAAUAAAAUAUUCUUUUAUUUUCUAUAAAAUGACAGCUUAGCUAGUGAUACAUACUGUUAAAUAUUUUAGAAUUUACGUUUGUAUGGUAAAUUUAAAUGUGCUGCUUAAGUUUUACAACAACCUACCAUGUAUAUUUUGGUAGAAAAGUACCUACCGAAAAAAAGAAGACAUAAAAAAUUACAUAUUCAUCUAGAAUAAACAGUAUCAUAUAGAAAUAUUCUUUUUUGGUAAACAUAGCGUUUAACAACAUUCAGUUUCGUAUUAAAAUAAAAUAAAAGGAGAAUCCAUCGCAUGAACUUUCUACAGGUGUAAUUUGGAGCAAAUAUGUUAAUUAAAUAUACAUAAACUUUAUGGAAGAACUAUAAAGAUGAGUGAACUUAAUUUUCAUCAAAUGUUGUUUUGAAAUAUGCAGCAUAUUAACAGUGAAAUUCUUAAGUGGCAGUAGAUUUUAGCACAUUUUCGUGGUCAGUAAAAGGACAAUCAGUUGCAAGCAAAAGAAUUCAGGCGAAAACAAACAUGCCAAGAUCGUUUCUUGUAAAGAAAGUCAAGUAUCCCGUAGACCACGUAACACGCUGGGCGUAUCGUGAACCAUCCAGUCCUACUGAGGCGGCUCCUGCACCCCCAUGUCCUCCUUCUCCGUCUCAUUGUCUCACCGUCCGGUACACGAAUAGUUACAUCCAUGAUGUACUUCCUCCUUCUAGUUUAUUAAGCUAUGACAGAUUCACUUUCGAGAAUUCUCGAGACGACGUGUUUGAUAAAGAGCUGGAUCUCAGCCGAAGAGGCCGAGAUCGAAAUCGGGACCCUGACCACAGUGAUACCUCUUCUUUCUGCAGUCAUGUCUCUGAAAGCAGUUUAAGUCCUGGAUUAGUGCCGCCAUCUCCGCCAACAUCUGUGACUCCUCCAACUAUUCCAUCCGCACCUAGUAGAGUAAGCUCCAAUAAUCUGGUGAGUGAUCCUCAGUUCCAUGUAUUUUCCAAUGGAGUGACCGUCAGUUACACCUAUGACGCCUUCUUCGUCUCUGAUGGCAGGUCGCGACGUCGCAAUGCUCUGGGACUGCCAGAACAGCCACCUCAACGGGACAGACCCCGCUAUACAUGCGGUGAAUGUGGUAAACAUUAUGCUACAUCCUCUAAUUUGUCUCGGCACAAGCAGACCCAUCGCAGUCCGGACUCGCAGCAGGCCAAGAAAUGCGAGACAUGCGGCAAAGUGUACGUGAGUAUGCCAGCCCUAGCCAUGCAUCUUCUCACCCACAAUCUGAGCCACAAAUGCGCUGUCUGCGGCAAGGCCUUCUCAAGGCCCUGGCUGCUGCAGGGCCACAUGCGCUCGCACACGGGUGAGAAGCCUUUCGGUUGUGCCCAUUGUGGCAAGGCUUUUGCUGACAGAUCCAACUUGAGGGCUCACAUGCAGACACACUCCGCCUUUAAACACUACGCCUGCGCUAGAUGCAACAAGUCCUUUGCCCUGAAAUCAUACCUCAACAAACACUACGAAUCGUCCUGUUUGAAAGACCCUGUUCUUGGAGCCCUUCCUCUGAACCCCACCUCGCCGCCUAUGGGACACGAUUCGCGACUGCUGCUCAGAACUUGAAAUGCUAUGAUUGCGUCCAAAUGCCGCAGACUGAGUGUAUAUAAAAUACGGACCAUUGAAAGAACGCAUCGAAGUUAAGAUGAAUUGGACCAGCUGUAUUAUAUCUAAAGGUAGAAAAGUCAGUACAAUUUCAUGAGAGAAAAUAAUGUAUAAUAUUUUCUGCAUUUCUUACUCCAUUUUAUAAAGUCUGUUGGUAGGAUGCUAGAAAACAGAAACAGCUUUCAGAUUUUUACUUUUAGCCUAUUUAGACUGCGAAUCUAUAGUAAAAUGACUUUUUGAGAAAAUACUUUCGCAAUAUUCAAAUAGUGUAAUUAUAAUAUUUUAUAAUAUUCUAAGCCAAUUAAAUUAGUUAUUUCAUGCUAUUUGAUUAUGGAAAUCACAGCGUACUAUAACAUAAUUAAAGGGAAGCUGCAGAAGGAAAUUUAGUAUAAAAGAAUGACCUUUUAAUCAAAUAAUCUAGGUAACAAGCUAUGAAUAGAAGAUUUUAAGCUAAUUUUUUAAUCUCUUUGGCAAAAUGCGCAUUAAAAUUUGUAUAGUUCCCCAAAUCUCAGCAUUUGUUAUUUUUACCAAUUUGUUUCAUAUUGGUAUCGACACCUACAACUCAUAUUGCGUGUUUCCUGAGGAAGAACUGAUUACUGUAUUGGAAAAGUUUAGAUUUUCAAAUGUAGCACAAGUAUAGCAGCAGCUUUUAUCAUUUGGCUUUUUCUUGAAAUAAUAACUUAUUUUAUAGCUUUUAUAUAUUUUUAAAACUCAUAUUUGCUCUCAUAUUUUUACACUUUGCUUAUUAUUAAACAUCAAUAAAGUUCAUUAAUAUCAAUAAGGUUCUUUUAAAAAUCCGUAAUAAAUUUCUAGAUUUUUCUUUUACAACACAAUGUUUCUAACAUAAAUGUAAACCAAGCAGCAAGCAGAAAUAUUGAGACAGAUUUUGGCAACCGCGCAAAUUUCCGCAAUUUUUGUACCAUUUAUAUUUCACAUGCUUUUGUUUGUAAUGUUCAAACUUGAUUUUCACUCAUUUAGUUCAAUUUCUAACCCUUUAAAACUCUGCAGUUCCAACUAGUAUUGCAAAUGUCAGAAACGUUGCAAGUAACUGCUUUUGCGAAUGUAAAGCUUGGAACCGAUUGUUAUUCUAGCUAUACGCAUCAAUUCCACCAAAUCUUUGAGUGCUUAAUCUUUAGUCAAGAAAUCCUCUCUGUCAAACAACAUAUUCAACAAAACUUUAAGGGUAUAAGCUAAGAACGAUUUAUCUAACCUUAAGUACAUUACGACGACCUCAAAAGAGAACUCUAGGAUAAGUAUGCAACAUGCAGUUGAAUUCAUCCUUGAAAAGAAAACGCAAAAAGGCGUUCGUGGCAAAUCCGUUUUUGCAAAUCGUAUUUUGUAAGGAAGUGAAAAUACUAAGAGAAGAAAGCUUGCUCAAAAUCUGUCUAAACAAUGCUCUAAGAAUCUAAAUCUCUCAAUUUCUAAAACGGAGUUUUAUCUCUACUGUGCAUACUUAUUGAGAAAGCUCUUUGGGAUCCAAAGAUCCGUAAUAAUCCCCAAAAAUAUAUUUAGCGUCCAAGGAAUAGGCGUUUCUUGAAGCAGUACUGAAGGAAAUAUUUAGUGCACAAAUGUUUGGUUUGUGUAAGUUUUCAUACGUAAAGAAAACGGACAAAAAGAAUUUUUAAGAUAAUUGAAAGCUAAACAAGGGUAAUAUAACAGAUUAAAAUUAAUUUCUACAAAGAAUAAUUGAAAGAAAAUAUAUGCUGUGAAAAUUUAUUUUCCACGUUAUUGAUAUUUCAAGAAAAGGUACUUUUGUUAUCAUUCCUGUUGAAACUUAGGUUACUCUGAUUAGCUACUUACAAUUGCAGUGUAAUGUAAUUACAGAAAUAUAAUUUCAAUGAAAAUAAUACAGUAAAUAAUACAGCUUCAAUAGACUGAAAAAGUUUUGGAUUUCCCGAAAGAUAUUUUCAAAUGUCAUACUCAAAUAUACAUGUGAAUAAGAAGCAUAUUUCCUGAAUUUAUAUUAGUAGUAAAAAGAGACAGUUGACAAAAUACUAACAUUUAAUAUGCUAUAUAAUGUAUUAUAAAUGAAAUACAUUAUAUACAAUGAAAUAAAGACAACUAUUCAUGUGCUUUAUUUUCUUAGACGUAUCAAAACUGCCCUACUGUUUCUCCACAAUUACUGAUUCUUACACUUACGAACUUUGCAUAAAUGCCCCUGAUAAAUAUCAGGUGUAAUUAUUCAACAUCGAAUUAACUCCCGCAUAUUAAGUAUCAUUUUAUGAAUUACGACUUGCAUCAAGCUCCAAAUAUGUUUAAAUGUCUACAUAUAUUUUGCUUUGUGUCUUUAAUUUAAAUUAUUUUAUAUUUUUAUAUGAGGCAAAUAAUAAAAAAAUGACCGAUAACAUUGCAUUCUAUGAAAAUAAUAAAACUUUAACUGAAGCAAGUAAGACAUUUUAAGGCAAAAAUUAUACUAAUAUUAGAAAACUUCAAUUCGGACAUGCCAGAAGAAAUAUAAACUGCAUAACUCUAGUAAUUUGGAACUACUGCGAAUAUUCAUUUAGAUCAUUAUCUUCUAUGAGUAUUGUUAUUUUUAGAAUUGUUUUCGAUAAAAUUGCGAGGCUGUAAAGCUAAAAGGAAGCUUUUAUCAAGAGAUAUUCAGCAUUUGUUAUGUCAAAAACAACAUGCUUUGUGUAGCAUACCUUUCGAAGUAUUUAUUAGAAUGUAGUUUGCAGCUUUAUUGUAGAAUCUCAAACAUGUAAAUAAUGUUUUCAUACUGAACAUAUUUCUCUUACAUUGCAUACAUCGAUAGAGAAAUCAAAGUGCAAUUUGAAUUAUGGAGAAGUUUCAUCUCGAAAAAUUUUAAAACUAGAUAGCUGGAGGUGCAAUAAAAUCUCCAAAAUCUAAAGCAAUAUUCUAAGGCUGAAAACCUUUAGAUACUUGCCUGCGUGUAUCCAAAGCAAUAAUUAAUAAACAAUAAUACUGUCAGAUAUAGCAAUAAUUUUUCUAUAGUGAGACCAUAAAUUAGUGAGUAUAUCGUAUAUCAUUUAACAUUGAAAAGUUUUGAAUUUUAUUGGAUUUUUAGCUGCUUUUUAAAGGUGUUUUCAUAUUUAGAAUGUUUUAGUAUACAUUAAAUGACGAUUGCACAAUAUAUCACUUAAGUGAUAUGCUACUAAACGUUUUUACUUAAUAGUAUAACCUCGAUAUUUAUAAAUUCAACCAGCCUAUCAAUUGUAUUAAGCUAAAAAUACUUUUAAAAUAGAUAGUGUUUAACUUGAUAACAAAUGUCUUUCUAUUUAUUAAUUUUGUGUGAUACUAAUUAUGCAAUAUAAUUACUAAUAAUAACUUAAUGUUAGAAUUCUUAUUGAAGUUAGUAGUAUUAAUUUAUGCUCCUAAAUUUAAUUAAAUAGAUUUUUGAUUCGUUUAUGGAGAUACAGACAAUGCAUAGAAACUUUCAAAAUAAACAACAGCUCCCGAUGAAUUCAACAAAUAUUUCCAAAUUAAAAUUUUUAUCAGUUACUUUCAAAUAGUUCAAUUAAUAUUUGUUAUGAGAUAAAUAUAACGCUAAACAUUUACUAAAUAUGUAUUAAACUCAAAUGCCUUUUUUGAGUAUUUAAAGAUUUUUAUUGAAAUUAGAUUGCUUGAGAAAUGUUUUUGUAACAUAAAAAUACCCGAA